This is a messenger RNA of Pseudophryne corroboree (corroboree frog), 5536 nucleotides long. RefSeq names its product MDS1 and EVI1 complex locus (gene MECOM). NCBI's taxonomy places the organism in Eukaryota, Metazoa, Chordata, Amphibia, Anura, Myobatrachidae. The record is from RefSeq and is a predicted model, not a curated record. The transcript has 16 exons. The coding region runs from base 1158 to 4346 and encodes 1062 amino acids.
UUAAAGGGGAUGGUGCAUCUGUAAUCAGCCUGUCCUAUAGGGCUCCUUAGCGACCUUUUUGUGACCUCUUCUCCCAGCACACAAGGCUGCUGUCACUUUAAAAAUGUCCUGAGAGAGGAGCCAGUGUCUGUGCAUGGAGAUAGCCGGAGCCCUCUCCUCCUCUUUCUGGAUGGCCGCUCUCAUCCUCUUUAUAGAGACACUUCGUGACAUACAGAACUUCACACAGCUUAGAUUGAGGACUUAGAAGGGGGACUGUCCCAGGAGGAUCUGACUGAGAGAGAGCAGAGGAGCUGGGGCUCAGCAGCAGCAGCCUGGUACCUUGGGACAUUGCUACUCAGGAUAUCAUCCGAGGACAGGCAGGGGGAGUCACAGUGUGACAUCUCUGGCAGACAGCACAGGCUCCAUCUGCAAGGAGAUUCCAGGGAAAACUGCUGUCAUGUAACUGGCAUCCCAAGCUGGGAGAGACAUCCCUGGACAGGACAAGCUGGGAGAGACAUCCCUGGACAGGACAGGCUGGGAGAGACAUCCCUGGACAGGACAGGCUGGGAGAGACAUCCCUGGACAGGACAAGCUGGGAGAGACAUCCCUGGACAAGAUAAGCUGGGAGAGACAUCCCUGGACAGGACAGGCUGGGAGAGACAUCCCUGGACAAGAUAAGCUGGGAGAGACACCUCGGGUCAGGAGGGGACAGCUACUUCCAGCACCGCGACAGACAUAGUUGGCGACCUGGCAGCUCUCUGCUGUGCUGAUCGCGCUGGUGUCACCCGGCUGGCUGAUAGCAAAGUGAGAGGAAAGGGAGGUGUCCGAGGCCAGGAUCACACUCAGCUUUCUCAGAUGCACAGUACAGGUUGCUGUCAGGGACACUGCUUCUGAUGAAGAGGAGCCUGGGACCUUAGUCUGGAUCUGCUGUUGGCCUGCUGCUGCUGGGAGGGUGCCUGGGACUGUCUGCAGGAACUAGGGCUAUCCAGGUCUUAGAUGAACAUUGUAAUGUGAAAUUCUGCAUCGACGCCAGCCAAGCAGAUGUAGGCAACUGGUUGAAAUUUAUCAGGUUUGCUGGUUAUUACGAUCAGCACAAUUUGGUGGCAUAUCAGCUCCAUGAUCAGAUAUUCUACAGAGUUGUAGCUGACAUUGAGCCGGGCGAAGAGCUCUUAUUGUUCAUGAAGAGUGAAGAUUAUACCCAUGUAACAAUGGCUCCUGACAUCCAUGAGGAGUGUCAGUAUCGUUGUGAGGAGUGUGAUCAGCUGUUUGAGUCCAAGGCCGAGCUGAGUGACCAUCAGAAGUUUCCCUGUGGCACACCUCACUCAGCGUUCUCAAUGGUGGAGGACAACUUUCAGCAAAAUCUGAAUGAUGACAGCGACCUCAUUGAGAUGCAUCACUCCCAUGAGUGUAAAGAAUGUGAUCAGGUGUUUCCAGACAUGCAAAGCCUGGACAGACACUUACUGUCUCACACAGAGGAGAGAGAGUACAAAUGUGACCAGUGUCCUAAAGCCUUCAACUGGAAAUCCAACCUAAUCCGCCACCAAAUGUCACAUGAUACUGGAAAACACUAUGAGUGUGAGAACUGCUCCAAGCAGGUUUUCACGGAUCCUAGCAACCUCCAAAGGCACAUUCGGUCCCAACAUGUCGGAGCUCGGGCCCAUGCAUGUUCCGAGUGUGGCAAAACAUUUGCAACUUCAUCAGGUCUUAAACAACACAAGCACAUCCACAGCAGUGUGAAGCCAUUUGUAUGUGAAGUCUGCCAUAAAUCAUAUACUCAGUUUUCUAACCUGUGUCGACACAAGCGUAUGCACGCCGACUGCAGGACUCAGAUCAAAUGUAAAGACUGUGGACAAAUGUUCAGCACUACAUCUUCACUUAAUAAGCACAGGAGAUUUUGUGAGGGGAAGAAUCACUUUGCUGCUGGAGGAUUAUUUGGUCAAGGGAUUUCACUUCCUGGGACGCCAACCUUGGACAAGGCUUCUAUGAUCAAUAUGAACCAUGCAAGCACAGGGCUUGCAGAUUAUUUUGGUGCUAGCCGGCAUACUGCUGGUCUUACUUUUCCAACAGCUCCUGGAUUCUCUUUCAGCUUUCCUGGUCUGUUUCCCUCAGGUCUGUAUCAUAGGCCUCCUUUAAUGCCUGCCAGCUCACCUAUUAAAGGACUUCCAAAUGUUGAACAGAUGAGCAAGAGUCAGAAUCCUCAUAUGAAUAGACCACAGAUGUUACCAGCAACACAGGACAUUUUGAAAGCACUGAGUAAGCGCCCAUCAGUGGGUGAUACUAAAUCUGCGGAAUUUAUAGGUGAAAAUAAUACUAAUCAAAGGCCACAUGACAAAAUAAGUGACCAGUCAGAGAGCAGUGACCUUGAUGACAUCAGCACACCUAGCGGUAGUGACUUGGAAACAACUUCUGGUUCUGACCUUGAAAGUGACAUUGAAAGUGAUAAAGAAAAAAUGAAGGAAAAUGGUAAAAUAUAUAAGGAGAAAAUGAGCCCAUUGCAGAAUCUUGCUGCAUUAAACAGUAAAAGGGACUACAGUAAUUACACGGUUUUCUCCCCAUGCUUAGAGGAACAGACAGCUGUGUCUGGGGCAGUGAAUGAUUCCAUAAAAGCUAUUGCAUCCAUUGCUGAGAAGUACUUUGGUUCAACCGGACUUGUGGGUCUACCAGAUAAAAAAGGUGGAUCUUUACCUUACCCAUCUAUGUUUCCCCUACCUUUCUUCCCAACAUUUUCUCAAUCAAUGUAUCCAUUUCCCGAUAGAGACAUAAGACCUGUUCCUCUUAAAGUUGAACCCGAGUCCCCAAAAGAAAUAAAGAAAACACAAAAGGGGAAUUCAGAGUCUCCUUUUGAUCUUACAACGAAGCGCAAAGAGGAAAAGACUGUAGCAAUUGUGCCCACAAAGCCACUGAAUCCUACAUCUUCCACCCCUGACCAGCCACUGGACUUGAGUAUGGGCAGCAGGAGCCGAGCUGCUCCAACAAAACAGCCAGAUCAACCUAGAAAGAACCAUAUAUUUGGAGACAAAAAAGAUACUGAGAUAGAACAAACCAAACGAUCUGAACACUGUUUGCAGCAUGCCAGGCCUGCACCUUUCUUCAUGGAUCCCAUCUACAGUCCCAGAAUCACCUUUGAUAAUUUCAAUAUCUGCAAUCGCAGGGUAGAAAAGAGAAAACUAAUGGAUCCACUUGAGAUUCUAAAAGAAAAAUAUUUAAGGCCUUCUCCUGGAUUCUUAUUUCAUCCACAGUUCCCAUUGCCCGACCAGAGAACCUGGAUGUCAGCAAUAGAAAACAUGGCAGAAAAGUUGGAGAGUUUUAAUGCUCUUAAACCUGAAGCCAAUGAACUUAUUCAGUCUGUUCCUUCAAUGUUCAAUUUUCGAAGUUCACCAACAGCCCUUCCGGAAAGCAUUCUUCGAAAAGGCAAAGAGAGAUAUACCUGCAGGUACUGCGGAAAGAUCUUUCCAAGAUCGGCAAACUUAACUCGACAUUUGCGCACCCACACAGGAGAACAACCUUAUCGAUGCAAAUACUGUGACCGAUCCUUCAGUAUCUCUUCAAACCUGCAGCGGCAUGUCCGCAACAUUCACAACAAAGAAAAACCAUUUAAAUGUCACUUGUGUGAUAGAUGCUUUGGUCAGCAAACCAACCUGGAUAGACAUUUAAAGAAGCACGAGAAUGGCAAUAUAUCUGGUACGGCUGCAUCCUCCCCUCACUCGGAGUCAGAAGGCACAGGCGCCGUAUUAGAUGACAAAGAGGAUUCCUAUUUCACUGAAAUAAGAAAUUUCAUUGGGAAUAGUAGUCAUAGCAAGCAGUCGCCUUUACACUCAGAAGACAGGAUGAAUGGCAGCCAUGAUAAAAUUAUGCUGACAGGGCAGAAUUCAGACAUCCUAGAUGAGGAUGAGAUAGAGGAUGAUGCUAUCCUGGAUGAAGAUGAGGAAGAAAGUGACCUAGCUGGGAAACCAGUAAAGGAACCUAACUCAAGUCUGCUUGAAAAUGACAAUGAUUAUGAAGAAGCAAAUAAAGUUGAAUUAAAUUGCAAAGUCUCCCCCAGCAGUGGUUACGAUGAUGAAGAUUUCAAGAGUGGUCUGUCUGCUUUAGACCACAUACGGCACUUCACAGAUAGUCUCAAGAUGAGAAAAAUUGAUGAGAGUCAGUAUACUGAUGAUGAGCUUUCUGCUUUCACUGCCUCUCAUUUGCCAGAGGACUUAAAACAGCCACUAUAUAGGAAAAACAAAUCCCAGGCAUAUGCAAUGAUGCUGUCUCUGUCUGACCAGGAACCGCUCCAUACCACAACCCAUAAUUCUUCCAGCAUGUGGCACAACAUGGCAAGGGCAGCAGCGGAAUCCAACGCACUACACUCCAUUAGUCAUGUAUGACAUAUUGACGGCACCUCCAUGGGACCAAGUCCAAAACCUAGCAUGGCUCUUCCAUACUUGACUGUUUAGGGAAAUAAACUAUUUAGAGAAAAGACUGAAGAGCAGGAUGCCUUAUUACCUGCAGGGUCACCUCAAAGUCUGGUGACCUUAAAUGGAAUAAUUUUAAAAAAGAAACUAUUUAUUCUCAUUGUUUUGAUUUGCACAGCAUAGGCAGCUGCUGAUUUCCUGAGCAAAAAAUUGAAAGACAAACUAUGAAGACUAUGGACUUUGAUGGGCAAGUCUUCCAGCUCAAGAUGUGCUAUCUUGAUACAAAUACAAGCACUCAAAGAAAACAAAACAAAAAUAGAAUCAUUUUUUUAUACACACUGAUUUACUACAAGUGUGGUAGAAACAGUUGCUUCAAUAUAGACAAUUUCUAUAACACAAGCUUCAUGUAUUUAAAGUUUAAGCCCUUUGAAAGCAAAAGUAGUUAUUUACAAAUGUACAUUAUCACUUAAUGUAGAAAAUAACAGGGAAUAAUUUGUUCUUUCCUUAAUUACGUCUUAAUUGUUUUGUGGGGGAAAGAAAUUAUGUGUAUAUUGUGAAUUUUACAAUGUUCAGUAAGAGAGCUUAAGUCAUUUAAGGUCCUUUUUAAUCGCUGAUACCACUAAUAUAUCUUACAGUUAAUUUUUUUGCCAAAUCAAUGUGUUGACAUUUUAAUUUUAGACAAUCAUGUCAGUGUUUUGACUUUUUUAUUUUUUGCCCAUAUAAUUGUAUUUAUUUCUUUUUUUAUUGUCAAGUUACGAUAGCACUGUUACACUUCAUGUCAGAGGCACUCACACAUUUUGGUUGUGUCUGGAAACAGAUUUAUGUAUGUGUGUGCUGAUUGUUGUGUUUAUAUCUUUAGAGCACACCCUUUCUUCUAAGAUGAAAAUAAAUGCAAUUUUUUUUCUGUAAUUCAAUUUUGUGUUAACUUGUACAUACUGUUUUUAAUUUCUUUCAUGAAUGCAUGAUUCUUCUGAUUAAAAUUGUACCCGUUAUUUUAUGCUGAUUGUCUGCAAGCUUGUCUGUUGUUAUGUUACUGUUAAUCUUGUUUGUAAAAUGAAGUGUUACAAUCCUGUUUAAAACAAGAGUGUAUUUUGUUUUUUUGUUUGUUUUUAUUGUUUUUUUUUUGUUUGUUUUUUUCAUUUUCAGCGGACCAGAUUUUUUUA